UGAAGUGAUUCAUGACACAUGGAAAUGUGCUGCCGCCUGAAAGUGGAGCUCAUUUAUUCCAGCUCUGCAUGCGGCUCGCUGGCCACCACAUCAGCGGGUUAACGGGGACCUCGGGAGCCAGCCCGAGUCCGGCGGGGUCUCUUCCUCUGCAGAGGCAGCAGUCACGGGGUCCUGCACGCUCUCCAGGAGCAGGGGGAGUUUAUUUCUGGGAAUCCUGCGUGCGCCUGGAGCGAAGUGGGAAUUUUAGGAUUUGAUGAAUCCACCUGCCGCGGCUCGGGUUUCCAAACGGAACUUCGGGCGAAACUUUGCAGUGAUGUGAAGAUUUGAUGUAAGGAUGCGCUGACAUCACGGAGGAUUCAGUUUUAGCAAUGCUUUUGAAAGCCCGAGGAACUGUGAACUUUAUUUUGUGGAUCUUUAACUUUUUAAUUUAUUGGAUUUGGGUUGAAGCACAGAUGGGGUUCGACAGUCCUCUCUCUGCACAGGAGCAGAUGUUCAUCCUGUAUGAAGUCAAAAUGCGGUGCUAUCAGAACCUGUCCAGUAUGGAGCCAACAACCACAGAUGACGUGUGCCCUCCAGACUGGGACGGUCUUAUUUGUUGGCCUCAUGGCUCACCUGGGCAGAUUAUGAAGGUUCCCUGCCCAGCUUACAUCUAUGACUUCAAUCACAAAGGACACGCUUACAGGAGGUGUGAUGUCAACGGUUCCUGGGUCUUUGUGGAGCAAUGGAACAAAACAUGGACCAAUUAUUCAGAGUGUCUACGGUUCCUUCAGCCCCUCAGUGACGAGGAAGCAAGACAAGACUUCUUUGAGCGGCUGUAUGUCAUGUACACCACCGGCUACGCCGUGUCCUUCAGCUCUCUGCUAGUGGCCAUCAUGAUCAUUGGAUACUUCCGGCGCCUUCACUGCACCAGAAACUACAUCCACAUGCACUUGUUUGUUUCCUUCAUGUUGCGGGCUGUCAGCAUUUUUGUGAAGGACAAAGUUGUCUAUUCGAGUGCCGGAUUGCAAGACUUUGACUCAGCCCUGCUGGAUAACCUGAAAACAGUGAGCAUUUCAUCACUCGACAAGUCCCAGUAUAUCGGCUGCAAGGUGACGGUGCUGCUCUUCAUCUACUUCCUUGCCACCAACUACUUCUGGAUUCUGGUGGAAGGCCUCUACCUGCACAGCCUCAUCUUCAUGGCGUUUCGCUCAGACUCCAAAUACCUGUGGGGAUUCAUAUUCAUUGGAUGGGGUGUCCCUGCUGUGUUUGUCGCAAUCUGGGCGAUCGUCAGGGCAACGCUGGCAGAUGCAAGGUGCUGGGAGUUAAGUGCUGGUAACAUCAAAUGGAUUUACCAGGUUCCUAUCUUGACAGCAAUUGGGCUCAACUUUAUUUUGUUUGUGAACAUCGUCCGAGUGCUGGCCACAAAGAUCCGAGAGACAAACGCAGGGAGAUAUGACACCAGGAAGCAGUACAGAAAAUUGGCAAAGUCCACCCUUGUGCUGGUGCUUGUGUUUGGCAUCCACUACAUCAUCUUCGUUGGACUUCCUCACACAUUCGAAGGACCAAGCUGGGAGAUUCGCAUGUAUUGUGAGCUAUUCUUCAACUCCUUUCAGGGCUUCUUUGUGUCCAUUAUUUAUUGCUAUUGCAACGGAGAGGUUCAGACAGAAAUAAAGAAAACAUGGACACGCUGGAACCUUGCCUUUGAGUGGGAGGGCCCGGUGGUCUGCGGUCGCUACCGUUACGGCUCUGUGGUCGUAGGUCUCAACAACAGCACCAGCAGUCAGUCCCACCUGGCCGGUGGAGGCCUUUCCACACGCUCCACCACACUCGCUUCAAGUAGAGCUUAUCGAAGCACUGGCGCGCCCUCCAUCAAUGUGCAUGCCACCCUGCCGGGUUAUGUGAUGACAAACUCUGAUCCCUCCAUACCCGAAGAGCUGGAGGACAGCGGCCCCAAAAGAGUGGACGAUAUCUCACUGAAGGAAAACCUGCCUGUUCUGAAUAUAAGUGCAACUGCUGAGGAUGAGGAGGAAACGCUGUAGCUGGCAAAAAAUGCAAAAAGAGACUGAUUAAAUUUUCUACCGGUGGAGCAGUGAAACUCUUUACUUUCUUGUGUAAUUUAAAUUCUGACAAAGGUAGCGAACACAAACGAAAACUAAAAACGAAGGAGCAUUGUGAACUCUGUGGAUUAGUCAACACUGAAAGUAGUUCCAAUGCGAUUCCUACGUUUUUAUAUGGC
Messenger RNA from Poeciliopsis prolifica (blackstripe livebearer), 2215 nucleotides. RefSeq names its product parathyroid hormone 2 receptor a (gene pth2ra). The coding region runs from base 369 to 2018 and encodes 549 amino acids. Gene Ontology annotation, molecular function: peptide hormone binding; parathyroid hormone receptor activity; G protein-coupled peptide receptor activity. Gene Ontology annotation, cellular component: plasma membrane. Lineage: Eukaryota; Metazoa; Chordata; Actinopteri; Cyprinodontiformes; Poeciliidae. The record is from RefSeq and is a predicted model, not a curated record. Gene Ontology annotation, biological process: adenylate cyclase-modulating G protein-coupled receptor signaling pathway; cell surface receptor signaling pathway. The transcript is spliced from 13 exons.